AUGAAGUCUCCGUAUCCAAUCCCGGCAGCACUAGUCGUCUCCCUCGGGAUCGCCGGCGCCGCCCUCCUCACCCUCUCCUACUAUGCGCUGCGCAGAUACGCGUCGCGACGCCCGAUCCCUCCUCCGCUUUCACCUCAUUUCAACACCACACAAGAAUUCGAUCACGUGAUUGAUCACCCUGUAUGGCUUAUCCGAACUACCGGGCUCCCGGGGGCCGUGAUAGAAUCGAUCCCGAAGCUUAGGUACAAGAAAGGGGAAGAAGGAGGGAUCGCAACGAGCGAUUGCUCCGUGUGCCUGAGCGAGUUCGAAGACGGCGACAGGCUCCGCCUGUUGAGGAAAUGCGGCCACGCGUUCCACGUGGCGUGCGUCGAUACGUGGCUCGGGGCACACACCAACUGCCCGCUCUGCCGAGCCCCUGUUCUUGGGGAAGAAGUGACUCGGGUCGAGUCUGGUUCUAGUGAGAUGGAUAUGAUUGGUGGAGAAACGGAGGGUAUGAGUUUGAGGAGGUCAGUCUCGUUGGGUUUUGUGGAAGCGAACAAGGCUUUUGUGGCAAAGAGAUCGAUCUCGAUAAGUGGUUUAGUUUGA
This is a messenger RNA of Salvia splendens (bonfire salvia), 585 nucleotides long. RefSeq names its product RING-H2 finger protein ATL52. The record is from RefSeq and is a predicted model, not a curated record. Lineage: Eukaryota; Viridiplantae; Streptophyta; Magnoliopsida; Lamiales; Lamiaceae. Gene Ontology annotation, molecular function: transferase activity. The transcript has a single exon. Gene Ontology annotation, biological process: protein ubiquitination. Bases 1 to 585 code for a protein of 194 amino acids.